Lingula anatina is the source of this 769-nucleotide messenger RNA. RefSeq lists its product as uncharacterized. Gene Ontology annotation, biological process: proteolysis. The record is from RefSeq and is a predicted model, not a curated record. Gene Ontology annotation, molecular function: serine-type endopeptidase activity. Lineage: Eukaryota; Metazoa; Brachiopoda; Lingulata; Lingulida; Lingulidae.
AAAAUGUAUAAAAGGGGGUGACUUUGUUAGGUAAUGUACAGACGUCCUCUGGAAGACAAAACCGCCGUCCAGGAUGAAGCUCCAAGUUCUUGUUGCUGUUAUUGUAGCGGUAGCACUUGCCGAGGCGAGAGCACCAAUAAGGUAUGCUCAGCGCGGUACCAGGGUUGCUGGCGAUGGAAGAAGCUACUUGGUCAAAGUGAAGGACAAUGCUGACCCUGACCGUGUGAUCAUGCGGGGGAGAGGUCAGAUGCACCGCCUGAUGAACUUCGGUAUGGAACAGAUGGACGCCGAAGUGGGUACCCAAAAGAUUAAGAUCGGCAAGACCAAGUUCUUCACUGUCAAGGGAAACCCGAAACUGUUGGAGUCGAUGCAAGAGGACGAUGACAUAGAAUACAUUGAGCAAGAGACCAUGUUCUACAAGUCUCCCUGCAGCGACACUCAGGAUAUCAGUCACAGCGCCUUGUGGAAAUAUAAAGAAUACCUGAAUUCGUUACAGGGCCUUGAUAGGAUUGAUGAACGUAAUGGCGCAGAAAGUGGCUCUUACUCUCCCUCAGGUGAUGGCGCUGGUGUCUAUGCCUACAUCUUGGACACUGGUAUCCACACCGGCCACAGUGACUUUGGAGGCAGAGCCAUCAACGCCGGGUCCGCCUACAGCCAUCCUUAUGGAUCCAGCGACGACGAUGUUGACGGUCACGGAACGCACGUGGCAAGUAUGUAUCCGCUUGAGCAUUUUCUAUCUUUGGAAAUCUGGUAAAACAUGACCUUGUGC